Hemibagrus wyckioides is the source of this 3096-nucleotide messenger RNA. Its product is annotated as transferrin receptor protein 1-like. The record is from RefSeq and is a predicted model, not a curated record. Bases 186 to 2402 code for a protein of 738 amino acids. The transcript is spliced from 17 exons. NCBI's taxonomy places the organism in Eukaryota, Metazoa, Chordata, Actinopteri, Siluriformes, Bagridae. Gene Ontology annotation, cellular component: external side of plasma membrane. Gene Ontology annotation, biological process: iron ion transport; intracellular iron ion homeostasis.
UUGAAGUUUAGAAGUUUUGGGCAGGUGCUUGAAGGUUUUGUGAGGAUUUUUGGGAAGAGAAAUGGGUUUGCACUCUGAGGAGAGAAGUUGUGUUUAUUUGCGCUGGACUUUGGUCACGUGAUAUUUACUCGCGCGUGGAUUAAUCAGGAAGCCACAUUUCUACCCCACGUUUCCGUCAGCCCCACAUGAUGGAGGAUAACGCCAGUCAACAGGAGUUGAUCAUGUCUGAUCUGAAUGAUGAAUCUGAGAGGAACAGAGUGGAAGAGUGUGUGAACAAUCACGAGCACCAUUCUUCCAUCAGAUCGAGACAUCACUCUCUCAGAAACAUCUGCUUCAUGGUUGCUGCCUCUCUUUUCAUUUUUGCCUUUGGAUUCCUGAUUGGCUACGUUGGUCACACAAAGAGAGAUCAAGGCUGCGUAAUGUCUACUCCCUCUGAAGAUGAAGUGGUUCAGACAGAAACAGUCUUCAACUGGAGCAACGUUACAUCCUUGCUUAAUAACAAACUGACCACAAGCAGCAUUGACAACAGUUUGAAUGAAUUCUCCAGUGUCAGCCAUCAAGCAGGAUCUCCAGGAGACGAGGAACUGAGCAGUAAAAUCUGGAAAAAAUUCACGGAUAUGGGCAUGACGCCUUGGGCCGAUUCACACUUGGUAAAGAUCCAUGUCCGUCCAACAAAAGGCUCCAACACAGUGAGGUUCCGUAAUACGACAUUUUCUGAACCUGGUUAUUUGGCCUACAGUCCCACUGGAACAGCACAGGGUGGAGUUCUGUAUGCACAUUACGGACGAACAGAGGACUUUAAGUCCCUUCGAAACUUAAAUAUAACUUCAGAAGGAAAGAUCGCCUUGAUCAGAGCCGGAAAAAUAAGUUUUGCUGAAAAGGUUGCGAAUGCUGCCAGUGUGAACGCGAGUGCAGUGCUGAUCUAUCCAGAUCCUGCUGACUACUUGUUUGAUGAGGAAACCAAUCUUUUUGGUCAUGUCCAUCUUGGCUCCGGUGAUCCAUUCACUCCAGGUUUCCCAUCUUUGAACCGCACCCAGUUUCCUCCAUCGAAAUCCUCAGGCCUGCCGAGCAUCCCCGCCCAGACCAUCAGAGCCAGUACAGCUGCAGCCAUCAUGAGGAAACUUGGAGGUCAUGAUCCACCUCCUGAAUGGGCCGGCGGUGGUCUGCGAGAUGUAGCAUACAAGCUUGGUGGUGAUGAUGAUGUUGUCUCUGUGGAAGUCGACAACGCCCUCACUGUGACCAAGAUCUUAAGUGUGUUUGGAGUCAUCAAGGGUUUCAUAGAUCCAGAUCGGUAUGUGGUGAUUGGAGCUCAGAGAGAUGCCUGGGGUCCUGGAUUUGCGAAGUCUACAGUUGGCACGAGUUUGCUGCUCGAGUUAGCCAGAGUUAUUACCAGCAUGAUACACGAAGACGGAUUCAAGCCCAGGAGGAGCAUGGUGUUUGCAAGCUGGUCUGCGGGAGAAUACGGGGCUGUGGGUGCCACCGAGUGGCUGGAGAGCUACCUGUCCUCUCUGAAUAUGAAAGCCUUCUCCUACAUUAGCCUGGAUGGUGUUGUCACAGGUUCCUUUUUCAAAGCCAGUGCGAGCCCGCUGAUGUAUGACUUGAUAGCAAGUACUUUGAAAGAGGUAUCUUCCCCGAGUGACCCCAGUAAGAGUUUGUACUCCCAAGUGGCUGGAAACAACUGGGAAGCAUCUGUGAUGAAGCCGAUGAGGAUGGAUGACCCCGCCUAUCCGUUCCAGGCCUUCUCUGGUAUCCCGUCAGUUUCAUUCCAGUUUGAAACUGAGAAUAAACCAUACCCAUACUUUGGCACCAUGCUGGACACCAGAAAGAAUCUGGAAGCCGAAACAUCUCCAGAAAUUCUCGUGGUGGCCAAGGUGGCAGGCGAGAUCGCCGGGGUGAUGGCUCUACGUCUGGUGCAUGACCACUUGCUCAGACUAAACGUGGAGAAAUACAAGAAAGUCCUGUAUAUACACGUGAACAAAAUCAACAGAGAAGUGCGGCGUCUGCAGAAGACCAGCAAACUUACAGAGUACGUGCAAACGAAGUGGUUGAUGUCGGCUUUGGGGUCGUACAGCCGCGCUUCUAAUCGCCUCAUCAGCAGCAUGGAAAACAGUGACCUUGAUGACCUGGAGCAGUGUCGCAUCAUCAACGACCAAAUCAUUGGGAUAGAGAGGAAUCUGCUGUCCCCUUACGUGUCUCCUCGGGACGUUCCAUUCAGACAUGUAUUGCUGGGCUCCGGAUCGCACACUCUGGGAUCUGUGUUCACGAGCCUGGCCUUGAUCCCGAAUGGUACCGCCAGUGUCGAUGCCAUCCUACUGAAUAAUCAGAUCGCUGUGGCUGCCUGGAUGAUCCAGAGCUGUGCUAAUGCUCUCCAAGGGAACGUGUGGGAAAGAGAAGUUGACUGAAAGAUUUGCACUGGAUUGCACUUUUACACUGCCUGAGUGACACUGAAAGAGACACUGUGCUGUAUUUUAGCCACCUGGACAUGUGCAGAUAAUGCGAUAAGCCAGGAAUUAACCACUUGGGGUGUGCUGUUAUAGGAAAAUAAUCAAUAACCAACUCCUUUGAAAUCACAGGUCUCCACUCCCUCUUCGGGGAAAAAUCAAGAUAAACAGCAAAAUCUAAGCUUUUUUGUUCUGAUUGUUUUCCUGUGUAGGAAAACUUACUGACUGUUACAAUGUGCUGGCACUGGAGACUCCUUCCAUAAAACAUUUUUUUUUACAUAUCAAUGAUUACACAGUGUGUGUGGUUGUCUGUCUAUAUGUGUGACCCUGUGAUGGACUGGUGACAUGUCCAGGGUGGACCCCUGCCUUUCGCCCAAUGUGUGCUGGGAUAGGCUCCAGCAGAUCCCUGUGACCCUAAUUAGGAAUAAAGCGGGUAUAGAAAAUGGAUGGAUGGAUGGAUGAUUAUGCACGUUAUAUGGAAUAUCCGCUAUUCCAAGUCCAUGUGAAUAAGAAUGAGCUGUCAUUUGCGAUUUGUCUUGCAGCCGAAACUCAUGUCUGCGCUUCUGUUCAAGAAAAUGAAUCAACACCUUCUUAGCAAUCAACAUCUAGUCUUCAUCAAAACUGUGCUACAUUAAUUAAAACAAUUAAAACAAUG